AUGUCCCGAUACGCAUCCGCCCACGCCAACCCUCAGGGCCCAGGCGACGCCAGGCCAACCGCUUUGCAGAUCAUCAAGGACGAAGCAGUGGAGGGUAAGCUCGUCGGCAAGGUCAUUGUCAUCACCGGCGUCUCGUCCGGUAUUGGCAUCGAAACCGUUCGUGCUCUUUCUCAAACCGGCGCAACGAUGUACUUGACUGCUCGAGAUCUUGCAAAGGCCAAGUCGGCAUUGGCCGAUUUCUUCGACCCGAGCCGCAUGUUUCUGGUCAAGAUGGAUCAAGGGUCGCUGGAUAGCGUUCGCAGCGCUGCAAAGGACAUCUUGGCAAAGACGGAUAAAAUUAACAUCUUGGUCAACAAUGCCGGCAUCAUGGCGGUGCAGAACCUCGAGUUCACUCAAGACGGGCAUGAACUGCAGUUUGGAACCAACCACCUGUCCCACUUCUUGUUCUUCAAGUUGUUAAAACCCGCCCUGCUCGCCGCCGUUACCCCGGAACUCAGCUCGCGAGUUGUCAACCUUUCAUCCACCGCACACACGAUGAGCGGCCUCAAUACCUCGGACAACUACAAUUACCAGCAAGGGGGGUAUACUCCCUGGGGAGCGUACGGCCAAUCCAAGACAGCCAAUAUCUACAUGGCCAACGAAAUCGAGCGUCGAUACGGAUCCCAGGGCAUCCACGCAACAAGCCUCCACCCCGGCGGCAUCUUGACGCCCCUUGCCAAGCAUCUCCCCGAAGAAGUCCUCAAGCAAAUGGCUACCAAUGAGCAAACGGCCAAGGAAUUGAAGAGUCCCCAGCAAGGAGCCGCGACAACUGUUUGGGCUGCAGUAAGCAAGGAGUUGGAGCACACUGGAGGCAGAUAUCUGGCCGACUGUGCGGUAGCAGAGCUUUCACCGGAUGAGAGUGCGGGGCCGGCUACCAUAGGCCAUGCGAAGCAUGCUUAUGAUGCAGGAAAUGAGGCUCGCCUUUGGGAGGAUUCGCUGAAGCUGGUUGGUUUGGCUUAG
This is a messenger RNA of Ilyonectria robusta, 999 nucleotides long. RefSeq lists its product as uncharacterized. NCBI's taxonomy places the organism in Eukaryota, Fungi, Ascomycota, Sordariomycetes, Hypocreales, Nectriaceae. Bases 1 to 999 code for a protein of 332 amino acids. The record is from RefSeq and is a predicted model, not a curated record. The transcript has a single exon.